GAUGAAGCCGACCGUAUGCUGGAUAUGGGCUUUAUUCGCGACAUUAAAAAAGUACUGGCUUUAUUACCAAAGAAAAAACAAACCUUAUUAUUUUCUGCGACAUUUUCAAACGAAAUAAAACGCCUGUCUAACGACUUGUUAAAUUCCCCUGCCUUAAUUGAAGUAGCUCAACGCAAUACAGCCUCAGAGCGUGUUACACAAGUUGUGCAUCUGGUUGAUAAGAGCCGCAAAC
Messenger RNA from Priapulus caudatus, 232 nucleotides. RefSeq names its product ATP-dependent RNA helicase RhlE-like. Gene Ontology annotation, molecular function: ATP binding; nucleic acid binding. Lineage: Eukaryota; Metazoa; Priapulida; Priapulimorpha; Priapulimorphida; Priapulidae. The record is from RefSeq and is a predicted model, not a curated record. The annotation marks the transcript as partial. The transcript has a single exon.